AUGAAAUCCUCCGACUCUGCUGCGUUUGGACCAACCUCAGAACAAAACUUGGUUCUGCCCGCCCGUUUCUCCACUUUGCAAAAAGGACUUGGAUACAAGUUUGCGACUCAAGCUAUGGCAGAGUUGCAGAUUUACAUCAACAUCACCAGUAGAUACCGCGUCUUCGACAAGACGGGCAAACUACCAUACAGCAUCGCUUUCGGUUUAUGCCGCCGAUCUUCAAAUGACGAAAACCCUCGAUCCCUUCGCUUGACCGCAAAGAACUCAAUCCUAGAUGUUCCUUAUGCGCUUUCUCACGGGUUACUCUCGUUACGUGAGAAUGAAAAAGAAAUCGAUACAGGGCAUCUGAGGUCUAGCGAUGGCAAUGAACCCUACUUGACUCUACCCUCGCCAGUUGGCAGGACAGGGAACUGGAGAAAUAACCUCUCAAUCUAUUAUUGUCAUACCCCUGCGGACAGCGACCUUGGCAGGCUAUUCAAGCCGGGGAAGAAGUAUCAUAUCCAGCACAAAUCAGGAGGUGACCUCGGCGGCGAACACGACUACGUUGAUAAUUUGGGACAACCUUCAAAACCAAGUAAAAAGGAGAAGCUUAUCAGCAGCAAGGCACACUGCGGCGCAAGAUUCACGACGGUGGAAAGCCUCCCUUGGCCACCAGAAAUACAAACUAAGAUGCAAAUGCAUAAGGCUGAAGAUAAUUCUCCAGUACUAGAGAUCACAGUCAUCAACCAUGGCAACGAGCCGAUCACCGUCCAAACCCGGUAUACCCAACGCUUUCUCACUCCAAAUGGUCCACUGCAACAAGACGAAGAGGUCCCAAGCCUUGAUCCGCGUCCUCGUAUCAUCGACCCCAAGGCACCAGCACCUGGCUCGACAAUACAGGUUAUAGAUAUGGCUACAGUGCAAGUCGCCCGCGAAACACGCAAACCUGGGCCUUGUGGUGGCGCAGCCAAUCCGCAAGAUCGACGUCCCAAGUUGGAGACUCUGACUACUCUACACCCAGGCCAGCCGCUUGUUAGGCAUGUAGAUGUUAGUAGUAUGUUGAGUAAAUUACCGGACGGCAAAUAUGCUCUUCGGAUGGAACCACGUGGCAUGUGGUGGUGUAAAGGUGACAUUGAAGACUUUGCUGCAGCGGGUGAGGAUCGUGUGCCUCAUGAUCUAUUUGAGACUACGAUUCCACCUCUAAUAUUAGAGUUUAACGAUGUCGUUGAGGUACCAGUCGAGAAUGGGAGGGCUAAGUGGUAG
Molecule: messenger RNA, 1242 nt
Organism: Fusarium coffeatum
Lineage: Eukaryota; Fungi; Ascomycota; Sordariomycetes; Hypocreales; Nectriaceae
Exons: 2
Coding region: 1-1242 (413 amino acids)
Source: RefSeq, a predicted model, not a curated record